AUGGAAUAUCCUCUUCCACCCGGGAUGCAUGUCAUUCCUUCUCAAGUGCUUGACAUGCGAUCUGAUGUGGAUAUCGAUUUCGACUUGAUGCAUCCCCCGCCAGUAACGGGGACCAAGAAUGUCUGGUUCUUCUGGCACUCUGGCUAUGAAACAAUGCACCCAUACACGCAGCGCAAUGUACGGGCAUGGCACCGUCGAUUUAGCAAGCAAGGGUGGACUGUACGGGUCAUGGACCGUCGACCGGGAUCGAAAAGCAAUAUUGCCAACUUUCUGAAUGUUACCGACCAUACUACUUUCCCACGCGCCUUCAUCGAUGAAAAUCUCACGGGCUAUUACGCUCUCCAGCACACAUCGGACCUUGUGCGCUGGCCCUUGCUUUUGCGAUAUGGUGGUGUCUAUGCGGAUGUUGGGUUGAUGCAGAUUGGUGAUUUGGAUAAACUAUGGAACGAGACGAUCGCGAACCCUGACUCCCCUUAUGAAGUCCUCUCUUACACCGACACCAGUGAGAACUACUACAGCCUGACAAACUAUUUUCUUGCAGCAAUGCCAGACAACGCGCUCUUUGAACGUUGUCAUCGUCUUCUUCUUACUCUGUGGGCGGCAGAUGGCGGCAAAACUAGCACUGAUGGAAUGCAUGCCAGCCCGUUAUUACGCGGAACAACACUGAUGGGUGGGGCAUUCACCAUCACGGAAGAGGAUGGGACUUUUAUCGGACCCGAGGAAGUCAGUCGCAUGCUGACUGAUUAUAUCAUCCAAGGCCAGGUAGCUACGGCAGUUAUGGGACUUGUCGACCCCGAGAGCAACUGGGACGGGCCGAAAUAUUGCGUGGAACAUUUUUAUGCCAUCGAUUUCAUGGAAGGGUCGCAACUUAUCAACGAGCUCACAUCUUGGGAUGGACAGAAAGCGUUCGAUCUGAUGUCACUUUCUAUGCCCAAAGAAAAAGAGGAAGGCGAGUCAGAAGCGCAAAGCAAGGCUCGCGAGAUUGUCGAGGCUUGUCUAUCGCGUAGCUAUGGAUUCAAGCUUGCCCAUGGCCUCAUAUUGCGCGUUAAUAAGGUCACUCUUGGAUCAUUAUGGCGAGACAACCCGGGUUCUGACAUUGUGCCUGGAACGUAUGGGGCCUGGCUUCGACAUGGAAUUGCCUACUGGAAUCAAGAUGCUGUACCGGCUAGAGUGAAUCUUCCCUUGAUACCUCCUACAAAGGUUGGGAGAUUACUUCAGGAUACAGCAUAG
Molecule: messenger RNA, 1230 nt
Organism: Penicillium macrosclerotiorum
Lineage: Eukaryota; Fungi; Ascomycota; Eurotiomycetes; Eurotiales; Aspergillaceae
Product: Capsular polysaccharide synthesis
Exons: 1
Coding region: 1-1230 (409 amino acids)
Molecular function (GO): glycosyltransferase activity
Source: RefSeq, a predicted model, not a curated record